Klebsormidium nitens is the source of this 1569-nucleotide messenger RNA. NCBI's taxonomy places the organism in Eukaryota, Viridiplantae, Streptophyta, Klebsormidiophyceae, Klebsormidiales, Klebsormidiaceae. The record is from the annotation of a GenBank genome assembly.
AUGGAGCAUACCGAGCGUGCACCGACCUCGCCCAUCGAGUCCGUCGACGCGGACGUGCUGCUGGAACUGCUCGACAGACAUUCGGACAUGAGGGCCUCUUCCGUCGCCUCCCUGGCAUGCACCUCGAGGAGCUUCAGAGACGCCACUGGAAGGGCUUGGCCGUUGAUGAUGGCAGCAUACGAACGAAGGUGUGACGAAACGUCCAGAGCGAGGCCUUCCAUAGACCUGGGCCGAUGCGUCGAUCCACUGGCGUGCGAGGAAGACUGCGAGUAUGAGGCGGACACCACGCCCUCGGGAAAACCAUACGUGAGCUUCUCCGUCCGGAAUCUCAUGAUGGAGGCGGAGAAGGAGGCCGCGUUGAUGCCCGUGUCAGCAGCCAGAAAGACCUUCUUCCUUGCGUCCGAGGAUUUGAGGUCGCUGCGAGCACACAAAGACGUGCACGCGAGGAAGUUCUUCCGCUUCCGCGACGUCAUCGAGGCGACGAUGCUACGCUUCGGGCGGAGAGAGGCCAUGAAGAAGAUGCUGGCGUACGCGAGGAAGCGAGACAGGGCUCAGGAUGCUCGAGCUUCGAGGUGGCGGGAAGUGGAGGAGAUCUCUCGCUCCACCGUCCAAGAGAGCGACUGGCCGUGCUUUCAAGACCUCCUGGAGAUAGCGGGGGACUACCUGAGGAAGGGGACGGGCGGCUUGCGACUCGUGAGGGAACGGUGCAAGAGAUUCCAACUGUUCUUGGCCAUGGUAGUACCAUAUCGUGGACGCAAAGACAUGGCGACAUCAGUGAUCGCCAAGCAGACCGUCACCUUCAUGAGGGCCACCGCCGCACCAUCCCGCCGUCAGGAUCUCCACACAACAUCCACCGUUCCCCGUCGCCGAAACGUAGCGAGGAGGGACGGGGGCUACUUCUUCGAGAAGCUCAGGAGGAUCGGAAAGGCUGCGGAACUGAACACGCUCGAGAGGAGGGAGAGGCGCAACUUUCAGCUGAAGCGUUUCAUCAGGCAGGUGGAUCAGGAUGCGAGGAAAAACGCCGAGCAGACCCUCGCGCGUACCCUGGUGACCCUCGCCGACGGCUACGACGGCCUCAGGGAGCUGUUCCCUGAGGAGAGCGACUUGCUGAGCGAUUCUGGGACCGACAUCCGGGAUUUCUGGCGCGAGAACUCUCACGAGUACGACGACGAGGUGGUCUACCUCAGGAAGCUGUUCAGAGACCACGAGGAGGAGGAGGACCGGAAGAAGAGAGGGGGGAGGGCGUACGACGAGCCUUGGAAGCGUUCCGGCGAGAGGAAGGAUUCACGUCGGGUCUGGGAAGACGUCAAGAAGGAGGGCGAUCACGUCCUGGAAGAGAAGGAACGUAUCCAGGAGCACAGAGCACAGGUCGAGAAGAAAGCGGAGCAGAGAGCGGAGGAGGACGCGAACAGAGAGAAGGAGCGUAGGAAGGAUGACAGGAAGAGGGCAGAGCAGCGUGCAGAGGAAGAUGAGGAGCGCGUUCAGGAGCAGGAGAAGAAGGCAGAGAGAAAGGCAGAGAAGCGUAGCAAGGAGGACAGGCAGGAGUGGAACGACGGAUCUUACAUGUGA